Molecule: messenger RNA, 936 nt
Organism: Vicia faba (fava bean)
Lineage: Eukaryota; Viridiplantae; Streptophyta; Magnoliopsida; Fabales; Fabaceae
Source: the annotation of a GenBank genome assembly
AUGGCAAAGAAAAAGAUGAAGACGCCGAUUGAUCGUGUUCCCAGACAUUCUCAACAGCCUAGAAGUUCGCCGCCUAAACGCCGCACUGAUUUCUCGUUUUUCAAUCGGGCUCCUCCUUCUUUUUCCAACUUUGCUAUUGAUUCCUCGCCUGGUUCAUCUUCUGACGAAGUGAGAUUGUCCAAUGUCACUGCAAGCAGUUCACUAGAGAGAAGAAUGAUGGUUAAACAAUUUUAUAAAGAAGCACUGGUUCGAUGCAGCAAGUACCAAGAGGGUAGACCCGUAUGUUCAUCUGAGUCUUUUGAUGUUUCAGUUGCAGAAUUGGAUUCAGUUGACCUUUGCGGCAAUAGGGAUGCUUGUAUUAAGACGUCAGAAUCUACACCUCGGGAAUCAUCUGUAAGUGAUAAUUGUUCUCCUGCUGUAACCCCUGGAAAUGUCGUAUGGGCAAGAACUACUUGUAAAAUGUGGUGGCCUGCUGAGGUCAUGGAAGAAAAAUGUGCAUUAACUGACUGUGUUAGUGAUGGACAUGUUUUAGUGCAGUUUUAUGGAAAUUAUCCCAGUGCUUGGAUUGAUCCAGCGACAGAUGUUUCAAUUUUUGAGGAUUCUUUUGAAGAAAGGAGCAAUAACCCUUCAAAUGAUUUUCAAGUUGCUCUAAAGCAAGCCCUGCAAAGGAAGACACAACUUAGUUCUUGCCAAAAUUUGAGUCCCGAUAGGUCUACUCACUCUACUCAGCAUGAUCGUUCAGCUGGUAAAUAUACAUCGCCUAGCUCAAGCAGAACUAUCAACGAAUUUCAAGAGAGACGUAGGGGAAAAAGAGAACGUAAACCCAAAGUUCAUUUUGAUGAGGUCAUAUAUCCAAUGAAAUCAGAAAAGAAGGACCGUCGGUUAAAGAUAAUGCGGUACCUCGGUCUUGCACCUCCAGUUGGUUCUCCUUUUUGA